Molecule: messenger RNA, 2339 nt
Organism: Chenopodium quinoa (quinoa)
Lineage: Eukaryota; Viridiplantae; Streptophyta; Magnoliopsida; Caryophyllales; Amaranthaceae
Product: probable inactive heme oxygenase 2, chloroplastic
Exons: 5
Coding region: 123-1109 (328 amino acids)
Biological process (GO): heme oxidation; phytochromobilin biosynthetic process
Molecular function (GO): heme oxygenase (decyclizing) activity
Source: RefSeq, a predicted model, not a curated record
AAAUGGACUAUUACGAAACUGAUUAAGGUACUCGUAGUACUGCAAUUGCCAAUGCUCAUGGUGCUCUAUCUAAUUGCAGUCCUUACGAGACGAGACGCCAAUUUCCAAAAGCUGGCUCAAAAAUGGCGACAAUUGCAUUUUCUCUCUCCUCAAACAACAUCAUAUCCCCAUUAUCAACCCAAUACAAACACCCCCUAAAUUCCCUCACUUCACUCAAAUUUCUCAAAACCCCAUUAAAUUUCAACAAAUUUUCAGCCAAAAUAUGUUGCUCCUCUGAAACCACCAUUCCCACAUUCACAACAACUACAACUUCUUCUUCACAAUCAGAUACAGAAGAAGAACUAGAACAAGAACACCAAAUUGAGGAGAGAGAAUCAAAUCCAUUUCCCUCAACGACGUCGUCUUCAAAUGGUGGGUUACCUCCACCUGUGCUGAAGAAGAGGAAGAGGUACAGGAAAGAGUACCCAGGUGAAAGUAAAGGGAUUACUGAAGAGAUGAGGUUUGUUGCCAUGAAACUUCGCAAUGAUAAAGGGUCUUCUAAGAAUGAUGUGUCUGAUAAUGGGGAUGAGUCUGAUGGGACUUGGGAGCCUAGUAUUGAAGGGUUUCUCAAGUAUUUGGUUGAUAGUAAGCUCGUGUUUGAAACAAUUGAACGUGUUGUCGAGGAUUCGAACGAUGUUUCUUAUGCAUACUUUAGGAGAACUGGAUUAGAAAGAUCAGAGGGUUUGGCCCAGGACCUAGAAUGGUUCAGCCAACAAGGGAUGGCAAUUCCUGAGCCUAGCAAUCCUGGAAUUUCUUAUGCCUCAUAUUUGAAGGAGCUUGCAGAAACAAGUGCCCCAUUAUUUCUCUCCCACUUUUACAAUGUGUACUUCUCUCACAUAGCUGCUGGGCAAGUGAUAGCAAAGCAGGUUGCUGAUAAGCUUCUAAAGGAAAGGCAAUUGGAGUUCUUUAACUGGGAUGGAGAUGAGCAAGUAUUCCUGCAAGGGAUUAGAGAAACACUUAAUAGGCUUGCGGAGCAUUGGUCUCGUGAUGACAAAAACAAAUGCUUAAAAGAGACUACAAAAUCAUUUAGGUACCUUGGUCAAAUUUUGCGCUUAAUCAUCAUCUUAUAAGUUGUCCAUCUCCUCGGACACAGCUGUUGCUUCUUUUGUGUCUGCCCGUGGAUGUGCUUGCUGUAUUUGCCCUGCAAUUCUAUUAGUUUGUGAACCCGUUGUGCAAACCUGCAGUCAAGUGUGAUCUUGUUCUCAGACUCGGUGGUUUCGCUACCCCAGUAUACAGAAUCUAAUGUCGCAAGACUUGCAACACAUUGUUUCAAGCCCACAUCCGGCCUCGCCCCAUCUUUCAAUCAUUCUUCUGGCAAGUUGGAUCAAAGUGGCACAGCCCAUCUUGUCCAAUAAUGCUUCUACUCUGGGCCUCUGGAGCAUUUAAAAAUUUUGUGGCUACACCAGGAACAUCUAGCAUUAUCGGCUAUAUAUCUCUCUUUCAAGAAAGCUUUAACAAGAUACAGGUAGCAUCUCCACGUGAAUAAAAGUGGUGCACCUUUUUUUAAAUGAAAAGGUACUAGCACAUAAAUACAUAAUGUACUUAUCAUUAUAUGCAAAAAGGAAUUUCAUUUUUCAUUAAUUUCUGUUCAAAAUGAAAAGGAAAAGUUGUCAUUAAUAAUGGAAAGUUGUUUUUAAAUUAGACAACCUUUUAAUUAUUCCUAAAUAUUACCUCCUUUGGGGGGCUCAAUUUUAAACAAGACAAAACCUGAUAUAAUAUGUUAAGCAAGUUAUCCAUGUCACGUGUCGCUCUAUGAUUGGUUUAAAUUUUUUGUUUUUUCUUUUUUUUUCUCGCUCUAUCCUCCCAUCCAAAACCACCAUUGCUCCACCUCCACACCACCAUAGCUCCACCACCAGCAGCCCCUUACCCCAGCCCCACCACCGAAAACUCAUCUCAUCUCCUCCCCUUCCUUUCCCCUACCCCGCAUACUGCCCCAUCCCCUUCCCCAGCAACCGCGAUAACCACACCUCCCCUUCCCCUAGCCCUCGAAAAACCAUCCCUCCCCUUCCUUAGCCCCUAAUAACUGUCCCUAGCCUCGAAAACAACCCCCUCUCCUUCUUUACUCUAAAAAACCGUCGUCGUACCCAAUUCUUUCCCUAGACCAAACCCCUUCCUUGCGUUCGUGCUGCCGUCAUGGCGUUCGCCAGGGAAGGGGUUGGGUGUGUGGUGUUCGACGGGGAAGGGGUCGUCGGGGGAAAGGGUCGGGUGUGUGGUGUUCGACGAGAAGGGGGGAUCAUCGGGAGAGGGGGUUGGGCAUGGGCUACUAGUUGGGGUUUGGGUUUUUUUUUUUUUUUUUUUUU